AUGUCCGCCCCGUGGGCUAACGUCCUCAAGCAGUCCUCCGGCUCGCCGGCAAGUGCAGGAGACGAGAAAAAGAAUUCGGGACAAGCUGCUCAAAAUUCCGCUCAUCAAACAAAACACAACCAAGAGCAACAAGGGACGAAAAAAGAGAAAGAUGAUAACAACAUCAUCGGAGGACAAGCUGUCUCGCUGAGCGCAGCGGAAAGGAAACCAGAGGAAGAGAAGCAAAAAGAAUCGGGUUCGAACGAAGGCCAAUCGACCGCGACGACUGUUGGGAGCAUGGCGGCUGCAGCCGUGACAUCGUUCGCGUCCUUGUUCGGAGGCGGGAAGAAGAAAGUUGAGGAUACGUUAAAUGAUACGAUUGAAACAACGUCCUCGCAACAAGACAACAACAACAACAACAGUUCCAACAACAACAAUUCCAACAAAGCUUCCUCGGGGGGUUCAAACAAUAACAAUAACAAUAAAUCUUCGGGCAAAAAGAAGAAGAAUAAAAAUAACAACGAUAGCAAUAGCGCUAAUAAUAAAGACUCGUCCGAGAACAAGAAAGAAGGCGGAGAUAAGAAGGAGAAACCGGUGAACUUAGUGCCGGCGGAAGCCCCUUCAAAACCGGCGUGGGGAGGAGCGAAACUCGGGGGAGGGACGCCCGGGUCGAGUCCGACUGCGGCGGUCGCGGAAACUGUGGUGUGGCCGUCAUUAGGAGAUGAAACCGCGGUGCCUACUGGCGCAGAGAGCGAGUUAUUGAGAGCAGCAGCGGCGGAGAACGGAACGAAAGGCGCUUCAAACUCGAAUUCGAAAAAGAAUCAGAAAUCAACCGAGGACGGCGCGAAUGCGACGCCGAAAGAUGCAAAUAAUAACAGCAACAGCGAAAAUAGCGAAGCAAACAAAAACAAAAACAAAAACAAAAACAACCAAAGCAACAGCAAUAACAACAGCAAUAACAAUAACAAUAAUACCAAUCCGAAUGCGAACAGCAACAACAACACCAAUAACAACAAUCGACCGGCGAAUGCGCCCGCGGGCGGAAGAACCGGCCCGGGCGGAAGAACCGGCCCAGGCAGAGGCGGCGGUGUGGAUACGAACAUUAAAGCCCGAGGACGAGGACGAACUGGAGGUGGUGGUAGACACAGUCGAAACGGUUCUGUAGGAUCCAUCGGGUCAGAUCACAGCGGCGAAUAUGCAUACGGUAGCGGGGGUAGAGGAAGAGGAGGAGGAGGCAGAGGAGGCGGCGACAACGAUAACUCUGGUAGAGGAAGAGGCGGCAGAGGGCGAGGAAGUAUUAACAACGGUGGAAGAGGAUUUAACCAACAGCCAUACAACGUUGGCUACAUGCCCCAAGGGUAUCCCUUGCGGGGAAGGGGUAUGCCGCCGCAAAGUUAUGGAUAUUAUCCACAGAAUAUGGCAGCCCCGGUAGCGACUAGAGCUCAGGUUUUGGCGGCGUUGAAGCGACAAGUUGAAUACUACUUCUCGGUCGAUAACUUAUGCCGCGACUUAUUCCUUAGACAAAAAAUGGACCCGACGGAAGGUUGGAUUGCUCUCUCUGUGAUUGGCGCCUUCAACAGAGUGCGCAUGCUUACUCCUGAUCCGACUGCGUUAUCGGAAGCGUUGCAAGGGUCGACGGUGAUUGAAUUUAACGAGGCUAAGGAUGCGAUUCGAGUCGGUGGCGAUCAAUGGCGAAACUGGUUGUUAUCUGCCGAUGGAUCAGCGAGCGUGCCGCAAUCAGCAGAUAGCAACGCGGCAGCAGUAGAAUCUGCGACUUCAGCACCGACAAAGGCGGACGAUUUCGAGAUGGACGAAGACUUUGGCGAUAACAAUAACAACGAGUCCGACGACGAAAAUACCGACGACGAAUACGAAGAGGAUGAUAUGAACGACGCUGAUGUUGGCCGACUUAUGAUUGUCACUCAGAAGGGAGCCCGUCACGGGCCGGGAAGUACCGCGGGGAGUUCUGCAGCGAGACCGAUUACUGGGUCAGGCGCGACGCCGGCAAUGUCGACACCGGUGAAAAAUUCUGUCACUGGCUCGUGGAAGAAAGAUACGGCGAACUUUUUCCCUUCAUCGCUUCCUAAAGAUGGACAGUCGCAACGCGAAGACAUUGGCUGGUUGAUGGGUUCGUUUUCUCCAAAAAUUGGCUCUCAAAUGCAUCAAGCUGCGCAGCAAAGAAGAUCAGCAGACUCGCCUUCUCAUGUGUCGCACGCUUUGUUAGAAGAGAAUGGCUUUAAGCAGCAAAAGUAUAAAGCUUUCCACGAGCGUUGCAUCGAGGAACGUAAGCGAGUUGGUUGUGGUCAAUCAGAAGAAAUGAACACUUUGUUUCGAUUUUGGAGUUACUUUUUGAGGCAAACUUUCAACGUGAAGAUGUACAAAGAGUUCUGCCGCCUCGCGGAGGAAGACGCCCGAGCAAACCACCACUACGGGUUGCAAUGCUUGUUCAGAUUCUAUUCCUACGGUUUAGAAGCACGUUUUCGAACUGCGAUAUAUCGUGAUUUUGAAGAGUAUGCGUUAAGAGAUUACGAAAGUGGAUCGCUCUACGGCUUGGAAAAGUUUUGGGCUUUCCAUUUUUACUACAAAGGCCCAGAGAAACCAACCAUGAGAGACGACUUGAAAGAGAUCAUGGAAACCAAGUUCAAAACGUUGGAGGACUUUAAGAGAGAAAGAGCAAAGAAGAAAAUUGAGGUGUGA
Bathycoccus prasinos is the source of this 2676-nucleotide messenger RNA. RefSeq lists its product with no specific name. The record is from RefSeq and is a predicted model, not a curated record. Gene Ontology annotation, molecular function: RNA cap binding; ubiquitin protein ligase activity. The transcript has a single exon. NCBI's taxonomy places the organism in Eukaryota, Viridiplantae, Chlorophyta, Mamiellophyceae, Mamiellales, Bathycoccaceae. Bases 1 to 2676 code for a protein of 891 amino acids. Gene Ontology annotation, biological process: protein polyubiquitination; protein monoubiquitination; mRNA stabilization. Gene Ontology annotation, cellular component: nucleus; ribonucleoprotein complex.